Messenger RNA from Enterobius vermicularis (human pinworm), 2169 nucleotides. NCBI's taxonomy places the organism in Eukaryota, Metazoa, Nematoda, Chromadorea, Rhabditida, Oxyuridae. The record is from the annotation of a GenBank genome assembly.
AUGGUGUCCUCUACCUGCGAACACUCUGCGGUAAUACAAAUAGGCAAUAGAUCAUACGAUGUAAGCGAGAUUCAGCGAUUGGUUCCUCAGUUAGAGGAAGCAAUUGCACGGCGGGAUCGGGUCACUCGAGAGCUGGAGAACACAUUGCAGCAACAAACUGAGAAGAUCAAAAGUCUUGAAAAGGAUGUGGAAACAUUACAGGCUGAAUGUGAUAAACUGCGUUCAGUUCUGAAUCAGAAAACGCAAAUCUUUAUUCCACCGACACCGAAAUCAUCUGAUGAAAUUGAUCUAUCUUCCAAUACUGAGAGUGUAAACAAAAAGGUUGCUGUUUCUGCAGAACCUGCACAUCUGCCACUUUCUGACGAGAAACUACCAAAAUACGACAAAUCCGCGGGUGCAAAAAAAAUUAUCAGGGAAGCCAUUGCCAGAAAUGAUUUCCUUAAACGUUUACCUAAGGAGAAGGUGCACAAAAUGAUCGAAUGUAUGUACAAACUACGUGCAAGGCCUGGAGAAUGGGUGAUUAGGGAAGGAGAGCCAGGAGACAAACUCUACGUGAUUGUUGCUGGCGAACUGGAAGUCUCUAGACAGGGUGCUGUGCUUAGGACAAUUGGUCCAUGCACAGUUAUGGGUGAAUUAGCAAUCCUAUAUGAUUGCGCUAGAACAGCAUCUAUACAGGCAAAGACAGAGGUUGAUUUGUUUGUUUUACGUCGUGAGGAUUUUAAGUUCAUUAACACAGCAUUGGGAAAUCAAAUGCACGAUGAUCUUCUACGCUUAUUGAAAGGAGUACCUCUUUUUGCUGAGUUGCCUAUUGAACGUAUUUCGAGACUAGCAGACGUUGUUGACAAGGAAUAUUUUCCACCUAAUGAGUAUAUUAUUAGACAGGGUGAAAUGGCCGACACUUUCUAUUUGUUGACUAGUGGUCAAGUCAAGAUUACACAACAAAUUACUGGCGAAAAAAGCCCUCGAGAGAUCAGGAUUCUUUCUCAGGGAGACUUCUUUGGUGAAAAAGCUCUUUUUGGAAAUGAGGCUAGAACAGCAAGCGUUAUUGCUAUGGAACCAGGAGUCGAAGUGCUUUCAUUAGAUCGGAACAAUUUUUUAAAACUGAUAGGUGAUUUAGAUGCCCUUAAGAAAGAUUAUGGUGAUGCUGAAAGGAGCAAACAACCGAUGAUUGUUGAGCCAUCUGCAAAUAAAGUUCCGGAGAAAGAAUUUGCAAAUUUGCAACUUGAUCAGUUACAGCGUAUUGCAACAUUAGGGGUCGGCGGUUUCGGCAGAGUAGAAUUGGUCUGCGUCGAUGGAGAUAGAAACCGCACUUUUGCUCUAAAGGCGUUGAAGAAGAAACAUAUCGUCGAUACAAAACAGCAAGAGCAUAUUUUUUCGGAAAAAAAUAUUAUGAUUCAACUGCGGUCGGACUGGAUAGUUAGGCUCUACACUACUUUUCGUGACACAAGGUACGUCUACAUGCUUUUGGAAGUGUGUCUUGGGGGGGAGCUAUGGACCACUUUGAGAGAUAGGGGACACUUUGACGACUAUACAUCGCGAUUUUAUGUUGCUUGCGUGCUGGAAGCUCUUGAGUAUCUGCACAGACGUUCAAUUGUUUAUCGGGAUCUGAAACCAGAAAACUGUAUUUUAAAUAACAAGGGAUAUUUGAAGUUGGUUGAUUUUGGGUUCGCAAAAAAGCUUGUGGCAGGUAGAAAAACUUGGACGUUUUGUGGGACUCCUGAGUACGUCUCUCCUGAAGUGAUCUUGAAUAAAGGUCAUGAUCAUGCAGUGGAUUACUGGGCACUUGGGAUUUAUAUUUGCGAACUGCUUCUUGGACGGCCUCCUUUUCAAGCUGGCGACCCAAUGAAAACUUAUACUCUAAUACUCAGGGGAAUUGAUGCUCUAGACAUACCAAACAGGCGCAUUGGUAAAACUGCAACUUCUCUAGUAAAAAGACUGUGCCGGGAUAACCCAGGUGAACGUCUUGGGACGAGCAUUGGUGGCGUCUCAGAUAUAAGAAAACACAGGUGGUUUAUGGGUUUUGACUGGGAGGCACUCCGAGCACGAGCAAUGGAAGCUCCUAUUGUUCCAAAAGUUACAAAUCCAUCGGAUUCAAGAAAUUUUGAUAACUAUUCCGAAGACUUGGAUGAAGCGCCUGAAGAGCUUUCGGGUUGGGACCAAGGAUUUUAA